UAAUCGUUUUCUCUUUUGUCUAAUCUCCACACUCUUUUCAUAAACGCCCCAUUUAUUCGCAGUAGUUUCUAACUGAUUGUCCUGUUUAGUCGCGGAUAUGUACCACUCUCUUUUCCCAAAAUACGCCGUUUAGUCGCGAAAAGAGAAGCGCCAUCAAAUCAAUAAUUUUUUUUCUAUUUCUCCCUCUUUUUCUCUAUGUACUAUUUCUUUUUCUCUUCCUUAUUUCUAAAAGGUCCUCUAGAGUCUCGUUGAUUUUCUUAAUUAUUUUCCCAAAUCGGCGCGCGGCCAUAACGGCGCAAAGCCAUAAUUUGCUUCAAACUCACCAAAUCUUACCAAAUUUAGUAUUAAACGAUUCCUCUCAUCGAGCUAGAGAGGUUGGUAUCAAAAUUGAAAGGGCCGGAACUUUUCCAGCAAAUUAUGGCUUUGCGCCGUUAUGGCCGCGCGCCUACUUGGGCGUGUUCCUUUUUUUUUAAUAAACGCUCAUUUUUCAAAAUUUCAAUUUUUUUUUCUUCUAGGAAGGGAGGUGCUUUUUGCCUAAAAAAUGAGUAAUCUCAACUCGCUAAACUGGUUUUGGUCUGAACAAUUUUGGUUACCCGAGAAUGUUACUUGGUCAGAUUUACGUUCAAAAAAUGGAAUCCAAUACCCUCAAUUUCAUGAAUUUGGCUAUACUUUGCUUAUUGGGAUUUUAAUUACUUUGUUGAGAAUAUUGGUUGAAGCUUUUAUUUUUGUUCCUGUUGGCUAUCUUUCUGGUUGGAUGGAUAAUAAAAAGGGUACUCUUCUACAACGAAUCCACUCGCAUUUAUUUUUUGGUUUUGCCGGUCGUAGCAAAUUUAAACGGGUUUCUGAGACUGCAUGGCGUUUUACUUAUUAUUCUUGUAUUUGUAUUGCUGGUUUUUACAUUCUUCGUGAUCAACCACAAUUUACUUUUAUUGCUGAAAGCUUUAGGAAUUGGCCUAAUCAUCAUUUGCCAACCCCCGUCUGGUGGUAUUAUGUCAUUCAAACUGGAUUUUAUUGGUCAUUAAUAUUCAGCAUUUUGACUUUUGAUGUAAAAAGAUCAGAUCACAUUGAAAUGGCUUUGCACCAUAUGGCUACAAUUAUUUUAUUGGCUAUGAGUUUCACCGUAAAUUUUGUACGAUUUGGAUCCAUGAUUCUUCUGAUCCAUGACUGUGCGGAUAUUUUCUUAGAACUUGGAAAACUAUUUCGCUAUGCUGGUUGGGACAAAGCUGUAACCAUUGACUUUAGUGUUUUUAUGUUUGUUUGGAUAUCAACUCGACUUUUUUAUUUUCCAUUUGUAAUGCUUCGGUGUAUGAUUUUUGAUGGACCAACAUUAAUACAGGAAUCUUAUCGAUGGGGAAAUUUAUUACAACGACCAAUUAUUCCACGUGUUUUCCUCUUAAUUUUGUGCUUUCUGCUAAUUCUUCACUUCUUUUGGACUUAUAUUUUACUUAAAAUUGCAAUUAAAUCGGUGAAUAAUGGUGUUGAUGAUAUUCGUGAAGUUAGUGAUGGGGAAGAAGAAGGUGGUGGAGGAGAAGGAGAAGAUUCGAGUUUGUUGAAAACUAAAAAGGCUGAUUGAAAGAAUUUUUGGAAAAGGUUUAUUAUUUUUUUGAGGAAAGUUUUUUUAGGAGAUUGGAAUUUUUUGACUUUUUUAAUUUUUGUCCACAAAAAAUUUUUUUUCCAAAUUAUUUGAAGGGGUUGUGUCAUGAAUAUUUUUAGGGACAAAUUAAGUUGUUAUAUGGUUCUC
Molecule: messenger RNA, 1741 nt
Organism: Meloidogyne enterolobii
Lineage: Eukaryota; Metazoa; Nematoda; Chromadorea; Rhabditida; Meloidogynidae
Source: the annotation of a GenBank genome assembly